Scleropages formosus (Asian bonytongue) is the source of this 2334-nucleotide messenger RNA. It is a transcript of the gene cdk5rap3, whose product is annotated as CDK5 regulatory subunit associated protein 3. The transcript is spliced from 14 exons. Gene Ontology annotation, biological process: regulation of mitotic cell cycle. NCBI's taxonomy places the organism in Eukaryota, Metazoa, Chordata, Actinopteri, Osteoglossiformes, Osteoglossidae. The coding region runs from base 72 to 1595 and encodes 507 amino acids. The record is from RefSeq and is a predicted model, not a curated record. Gene Ontology annotation, cellular component: endomembrane system.
ACACAGUACAGGAGGAAACUUCGGAAAAUAGUGUUCGUGCUGCUCGUGUUUCAGACGUGAGCUACUGCACUAUGGCGAAUGUCCAGAAUCUUCCCAUAGAUAUACAGACGAGCAAACUGCUCGACUGGCUGGUGGACCGACGGCACUGUAACCUCAAGUGGCAGAGUGCUGUGAAGGUCAUCCGAGAGAAGAUCAAUAGUGCCAUACGGGACAUGCCGGAGAACGAGGAGAUCAAGCAUCUUCUCUCUGGAUCCUACAUUCAUUACUUCCACUGCCUGCGCAUCGUCGAAAUUCUUAAGGGAACAGAGGCCUCUUCCAAAAAUAUAUUUGGCAGAUAUUCGUCUCAGAGAAUGAAGGACUGGCAGGAAAUAGUGUCCCUGUAUGAAAAAGACAACACCUACCUGGCGGAGCUCUCCAGCCUCCUGGUACGUAAUGUCAGCUACGAGGGGCCUGCACUGCGCAAGCAGGUGGCCAAGAUGCAGCAGCUGCAGCAUGAGCUGAGCCGGCGGGAGCUGGAGUGUCAGAGCGCCGCAGCCGACAUGAGGGAGAGAUUCUACAGCUCCUGUAAACAGUACGGCAUCACGGGGGAGAACGUGGCUCGAGAGCUGCAGGCCCUGGUCAAGGAGCUGCCCACAGUGCUGGAGGAGGUGGGCAGGAAGGCGUCUGCUCUGGACAAGCCCAUCGAGCUGUACAGCGCUUUCACACAGUUCGUCUGUGCCUGGUCUGAGCCUGUGCUGCCCAUGCUGAUGUUCGUCCAGCGCAGGGGCAACACGACCAUGUACGAGUGGAGGACGGGAACAGCGCCAUCAUUAAUCGAGAGGCCUGUGGAGGAUGAGGCUCCACUCGACAUGGUCACAGGGGAGUCGAUUGACUGGGGGGUGCUGGACAGCGCCAAGGGAGACGACACCGGGCAUACUGUGGAGUUCGGAGCGUCUGCGGAGGACGGUGUCGACUGGGGCAUAACCCUGGAGCCCAGUGCAGAGAGCGGCUCAGACGCCAUUGACUGGGGAGAGAUGGACGCCGCCCCGCUGGACAUUGAGGUUUUGGACACGGGCACUGACUGCCCAGAGGGAGUGGCCCGGGGGGAGGAUGCCCUGACUCUGCUGGAGACCCCAGCAACACGCAACCAGUUCAUCAACGAGCUCAUGGAGCUGGAGCUGUUUCUGUGCCAGCGGCUCAGCGAGAUGGCCGAGGAGGGCAACGUGGUGGCCAUGAGCCAGUUCCAGCUGGCGCCCUCGGUGAUCCAGGCCCAGACGACGGGGCGUGUGCAGGGCAUGCUGGGAGAGGUGCGCGCCCUGCUGGAGCAGCUGACAUCCGUGCGCAUGCAGCACCUCUUCAUGAUCCAGGCGUCCCCACGGUACGUGGAGCGAGUGUCGGAGACCCUGCAGCACAAGCUGAAGCAGGCCGACAUCCUGCUGCUGAAGCGCGCGGCGCUGGAGGAGCGCAGGCAGGAGGCGCUGCAGGAACAGGCCAGAUUGGAGCCUCGCGUGGACCUGCUGGCUGAGCGCACGCGACACCUCCAGACACUGAUUGAAGCUGACAUCUCCAAGCGCUACAGCAACAGACCCGUCAACCUGAUGGGUGUCAACGUGUGAGCGCCGGGAUCCCCACCGUGCCGAGCCGCCAAUAAAUUAUUUUCACGUACACACGUUGUGGGAUGUACUCAUUUGAUUAGCUCUUUUAUUUCCCCUGGCCGCCAUUCAGCGGAAAUCACAAUUUAAAGAGGCUCCCCUCGAAGAUGCCCGUGUUCUUUAUGAAACGCAUUAAAUUAGUAAUAUGAGCUGUCAUGUUAAACUGACAGCUGAUACUGGGAACACAGCAAGCACUAAAGAUAAAAUUCAGUUAAGACGUUUCUUGCAGAGUGCAGGAUGUGCACUUACUAACAGACAACUCCUAAGGACAGAGGUGUGUGUAAGUGUAAACAAAGGUAAGGUGUUCAAGGAUCAAUGCAUGCCCUAAGCGGCCGCAAAAGGUUACAAGGGCCAUGUUUUUUUUUUUUUCUUCCAAAAAAUAUCAGCCAUUGCUCAGUGUUAGUGUUGUAGGAACUCACACAUUUCUUCUUCUGUUGUACACCUGUGACUAUACACACUGAGUGAUUUUCAACAUUUUCAAAGAUGCAAACCUUUCUAGUUUAUUUUUGACUUGAUUGCAUUUCCUUCAUCGCUGUGUUUUCUGAAAUUUCUCUGUUGCGCUGUGCAAGUUACCUGCAUUUCUAUGUCCCACCAUUGGUUGGUAGCAAAACACACUGUUUAGAAAUAAGAUAGACCUGACGGUCAGCCUUCACUGAACUCACUCCCAGUGUUCAAAGCUCAGAUUAAGUUAUAAUUAUGAAAU